Molecule: messenger RNA, 2683 nt
Organism: Lolium rigidum
Lineage: Eukaryota; Viridiplantae; Streptophyta; Magnoliopsida; Poales; Poaceae
Exons: 3
Coding region: 32-2683 (883 amino acids)
Biological process (GO): lipid metabolic process
Source: RefSeq, a predicted model, not a curated record
AAGAGACAAUCAAGAAAAUCAAGAGUUAAUCAUGCAUAUGGAAGCACUACCCAUGGAGACAACAAAUCCGCUACGUGCGGUCGUGCUGCUGUCCGCGGUCGUGGUCAUGCUGUCGCUGAGCUCGUGCUGCGCCUCGUCGGCGGUCGGCGGGCAGCUGCUGCACCCGGUGAUACUCAUCCCGGGCUCCGGCGGCAACCAGCUGGAGGCGCGCCUCACUGAUGACUACAGGCCGUCGAGCCUGACGUGCCGGGUGUGGCCGCCGGUGCGCGGGCGCGGCGGGUGGUUCCGCCUGUGGUUCGAGCCGUCCGUCCUGCUCGCGCCCCUCACCCGCUGCUUCGCCGAGCGGAUGAUGCUCUACUACGAUCGCGACGCCGACGACUACCGCAACGCGCCCGGCGUCGAGACCAGAGUCUCCGAAUUCGGCUCCACCUCCACCCUCCGCUACCUCGACCCAACCCUCAAGCUCCUGACGGGGUACAUGGACACCCUGGCGAGCACGCUGGAGACGGCCGGGUAUGAGGAGGGGCAGAGCCUCUUCGGCGCGCCGUACGACUUCCGCUACGGCCUCGCCGCGCCGGGGCACCCGUCGCAGGUGGGAAGCGCGUACCUGGACCGCCUCCGGCUGCUGGUGGAGUCCGCGUGCGCGGCGAACGGCGGCAGGCCGGCGAUCCUGCUCGCACACAGCCUCGGCGGGCUGUACGCGCUACAGCUGCUGGCGCGCGCGCCGGCGCCCUGGCGGGAUGCGCACGUGAAGCGCCUCGUGACGCUCUCGGCGCCGUGGGGCGGGUCGGUGCAGGUGAUGCUCACCUUCGCCUCGGGCAACACCCUGGGCGUGCCGUUCGUGGACGCGUCCCUCAUCCGCGCCGAGCAGCGCAGCUCCGAGAGCAACCUCUGGCUACUGCCCACGCCCAAGGUGUUCGGCAACACCACGCUCGUCGUCGUCGUGUCGGAGCGCCACAACCGGUCCUACUCCGCCAAGAACGUCACGCAGUUCCUGCAGGACAUCGGGUUCGCCGAGGGGGUGGAGCCGUACCGGGCGCGGACGCGGCCGCUCGGGGAGGUACUGCCGGAGCCCGGCGUGCCGGUCACGUGCCUGGUCGGCACCGGCGUCGACACGGUGGAGAGCCUCGUGUUCGGGGCGGAGGGGUUCGACGCGGGGCCUGUCAAGGUGGUGUACGGCGACGGUGACGGGACGGUGAACCUGGCCAGCCUCGUCGGGCCGAUCAAGGCGUGGUCCGACUCGCCGGCGCAGGUCAUAGAGGUGGUGGAGCUGCCCAAGGUGUCGCACUCGGGCAUCCUCAAGGACAAGAGCGCGCUCGACCAGAUCGUUCGGAUUGUUGAUUCCAUCAAUCUAAAUGCCACGACCACGACUAUGUCGCUACACCGCAGCUCGGCUGCUGCGCUCGCGGCGCUGCUCGCCUUCUCGGUGUUGUUGUGCUCAUCUCCGUGCGCGACAGCCGCCGACGAUCACAAGCCCAUCGUGGCGCGCGUCAGAAAGGACGCCGCCACCUCCCUCUACACCAUCGUCAUCAAGGUCGGCGGGGUGCCGCUGCUCCUCGACAUCGCCGGCCCACUGCUCUGGCUAGCCAACUGCCCCACCCCGCACCGCACCAUCCCGUGCGGCACCGACGUCUGCGAGGACGUCAAUUACAUGAACCACCCGUCCAACGGAAAUUGUUUGACUGAACAUGUGUUGAGGUACCCAUACGAGUGUGGCGCGGUCUGCACCGCCUACCCGUACAACCCAGUCAACGGGCGGUGCGCCCAGGAUGACGCUACCACGAUCACGCUCGCUGCCAACACCACGGACGGCGAGAACCCUCUGUCGGAGGUCUCCUUCCGCGCUGUAGGCUCCUGCGCGCCGGGGGACCUCCUGGCGUCGCUCCCGGCCGGCGCGGCCGGCGUCGCAGGGCUCUCCACGCUACCCGUGUCGCUGCCGACCCAGUUCGGCACCAUUCUGAAGGUGGCCAAGCAGUUCGCACUCUGCCUCCCCGGUGGCGGAAGCGACGGCGUGGCCGUCUUCGGCGGCGGCCCGUUCCAGCUCCUGGCCGCGCCGCCGGUGGAGCUCGCCGACGGCCUGCGCCAGAACCAGCUCCCGCUCCUCAAGAACCCCAAGUCGGACAAGGGCGCGUACUACUUCCGCAUCACCGGCAUCGCCGUGAACCAACAGCAGGUGCCCACACCGCCCGGCGCCUUCGACAUCGACGGUGGGAGCGGCACGGGCGGUGCCAUCUUCAGCACCGUCACACCCUACACCGCGCUGCGCCCGGACAUCUACCGCCCGCUCCACGACGCGUUCGACGCGGCCACCAGCGGCAUCGCGCGCGCGCCGCCGGUGGCGCCGUUCGACAUGUGCUACCAGGCGUCCGCGCUUACCAUGACCAGGCUGGGCUACGGCGUGGCAAACAUCGACCUGACGCUGGACGGCGGCCAGACCUGGACGCUGCCCGGUGGCAGCUCGCUGGUGCAGGUGAACGACCAGACGGUGUGCUUCGCGUUCGUCCAGAUAGAGCCGUCAAUGCCGGCGGCGGCCGACUCACCGGCGGUCAUCUUCGGUGGGUUCCAGAUGGAGAACCACCUGCUCAUCUUCGAUCUGGAGAAGGAGACUUUCGCGUUCAGUGGGCUCCUCUUCGGAAUCCGCACUACAUGUAGCAACUUCAACUUCACCAUGGGGAGUUCUUAG